AUGGCUGCCUCUCUUUUAAGCAGACAACCUUCUUUCCACACCCGAUCUAACAGCUUCCCCUCUAGACGACACCCUCUCACUUCACAAAUUGAUGAGCAUUUAUGCAGAGUAAGAUCUUCUAGAUUAGCCUCUACAUCAUCAUCAUCAAUAAACAAUAAACUAAAUGAUCUUCAGGAUUUGCAUGAAUGUGUUAAUAGGCUGCUUCAGUUGCCGCUCACCCAGCAAGCCUUAGCCCAAGAACAGUACAGGAAUUGGGGUGAAGCUAUUCUUGAUGGUUCCCUUAGGCUCUUGGAUGUCUGCUGCAUAUCAAAGGACUUGUUGCUGCAAACAAAGGAGAGUACACAUGAACUUCAAUCCAUUUUGCGGAGAAGAGGUGGUGAAGUUAGUAAAUGCAUGGCCACUAGGAAGACCAUCAUGAAGGCAAUCAACAAGGCCUGGGAGAAUAUCAAGGCAACGGAAGCUAAAAGCAGAUUUCUUUCUUCCACAGACAAUGAGAGCAUGGCAGUAGUUAGUACAUUAAAAGAAGUGGAAUCUGACACCCUUUCUUUCUUCGAAUCGUUGUUGUCCUUUAUGUCGGGUAACAGGUUUCAAUCCAAGAUAAAAGGCUGGCCUCUCGUUUCCAAGUUAAUGCAACCCAAAAGGAUCAUGUUUGAGGAAUCAGAUUCAGAAGUUAAUGAAUUUCAGAAGGUGAACACAACACUAAACAGUCUCGUUGGCCACAGGUCAAUCAAUUUUGAAAAAUUGAAGCAUAGUGAGAAUUUGCUAAAUCAGCUCAAAGACCUGGAAUUGUGCAUUCAAGAUCUAGAAGACAGACUUGAAUGCCUGGCUAGGCAUUUGUUCAAAACUAGAGUCUUCCUUCUCAACAUUUUGAACCACUAG
Messenger RNA from Carica papaya (papaya), 879 nucleotides. RefSeq lists its product as uncharacterized. Lineage: Eukaryota; Viridiplantae; Streptophyta; Magnoliopsida; Brassicales; Caricaceae. Gene Ontology annotation, biological process: shoot system development; root development. The record is from RefSeq and is a predicted model, not a curated record.